Molecule: messenger RNA, 1462 nt
Organism: Cuscuta europaea
Lineage: Eukaryota; Viridiplantae; Streptophyta; Magnoliopsida; Solanales; Convolvulaceae
Source: the annotation of a GenBank genome assembly
UAUUAAUUUCAUUUCUACACGUAAAAGUUGUUCAGUUGUUGUUGUACUAUAGUUUUAUUAUUUUCAAAUUGUACAGUUAUGUUCUUUUAUUCCAACUUUCAGCAUUUCCGGUCUUCCGUCAUCUGAUCCAACAACUGAAAAUGAGAUUAUACUUUCCGGCCACAUAAAAAGAUUGCAGCCAAUUUCAAGCAAAAGCUGAAUCGGAUCGUCUCCAAAGGUAAUUCCAUGGCGGCCAGGCACAGAAGGCUUCUCUCUUAUCAAAAUUCAACCUGCGUUGAAGGUGAUGGGUGCUAUUACCCAGGCUUCGGAGACUAUUUCCCCCCUCUGCCGCCGCCGCCGCCACCGCAAUCAAGACCCGGCAAACACUCAAUCAGCCUCUCUCAGGACGCAGUCAUCGCCGGGGUGGUGGUGGUCAGUUCCAUCUUCAUCAUCAGCUACUACCUAGUCGUCGUGAAGAACUGUUUCGGGUGGAUCCGGCGAAGACCCGCCGCUCAGGGGUCGCCGGACGGCGGGAAUCAAGAGUUCCUCGACGAGAACCGCGGUCCGAUGAUCGACCACCCCAUCUGGUAUAUCCGGACGAUCGGACUUCAACCCUCGAUCAUCAAUACGAUCACGAUUUUGAAGUAUAAAUUUGGGGAUGGGUUGAUUGAAGGAACAGAUUGUUCUGUUUGCCUGAGUGAGUUUCGGGAAGACGAGACUCUCCGGUUACUGCCUAAAUGUAACCACGCCUUUCAUAUCCGUUGUAUAGACACGUGGCUAAGAUCGCACACGAAUUGCCCCCUCUGUCGCGCAGCCGUCGUCUCCACCGCCGUCACGCCUGCCCGGACUCCCAAUCCCCCAGGCAGUGCUGGAAGUGAAUCGAUUCAAGAGCCUGAAAUUCCUCACUUGCCGGAAAUUCAAGAGAACAGAGAGACAACUGGUGAAGAACAAGCCGACGAUCACGAAACGAACCGCGGCGGAGACCGGAAGCGGGACGGAAUUGUUGUGGGUAACAGUAUAAUGAAUACAACGAGGUCGUUGUCUCUUGACUCUUCAAUUGCGGCGAGGUUUUUGGAUGAAAGAGUUGCCCGAGUAGGCGGAGUAGCCUGUCGGAGUAGCCCCGGAAGGAAUCCGAGAACUAACGGCGGCGGCGGCGGUGUUGGGUCAAUUGCAGCGUGUUUGCACACAAGGCCAGUUUUAAUGAAAAAGUCAUUCUCAUAUGGAGGGAGGUCAAUGUUUUCCAGACAUUGACCGAAUAAUGAACUGGCUUUCUUGCUGCACAUCUGAAUUGAAUGAGCAGAUUGCAGCAGCGGGAGGACGGAAAUUGUAUAGAUGUAUUCAAUUUGUCCUAAUUUAGCCCUGAUAAUAUGGCUUCAUGCUUUUAAUGUUAUGAUGAUGAUGAUACAAAUGAUAUACAUAUUCUCUAGAAUGUAAACAUGCUUAUUUUGUUCUAAUCAAAUUCAUAGUAGGUAUAGAUUAAGAG